Theileria orientalis strain Shintoku is the source of this 747-nucleotide messenger RNA. Its product is annotated as ADP-ribosylation factor. Lineage: Eukaryota; Apicomplexa; Aconoidasida; Piroplasmida; Theileriidae. The record is from RefSeq and is a predicted model, not a curated record. The transcript is spliced from 5 exons. Gene Ontology annotation, biological process: vesicle-mediated transport; intracellular protein transport. The coding region runs from base 1 to 747 and encodes 248 amino acids. Gene Ontology annotation, molecular function: GTP binding; GTPase activity. Gene Ontology annotation, cellular component: cytoplasm.
AUGGAAUUUAAAGUACUUAUUAAAACUUUCCCCUUUAACGCCAUUCGAUUUACUGGUAAAUUAUGUCAAUUAACCCUGAGAUCACUCUAUUUGUUUAUAAAAUUGCUGUUUAAAUCAACUACAAAUUUGUAUGUUGAUGUUUUGGAUAAUAUAAAUAAGCCAAGUGAAUGUAUAUUAAUAGUUGGUCCCAGAAAUUCUGGUAAAAGUUCAUUACUAUAUCGCAUUAAGCUUUCCGAGUUUAUUUCAACGACGCCUACUGGAUCCAGUGUUGAAGAGCAAUUUUACCUGUGCAGAUUUUGCCUGGUUCCGCCAUCAAAUUGUAUACACAGUGAUCUGAAGGACUAUGAUAAGAUUAAAGUUAAAAUUUACGAACUCGGAUUCAAUGAUUCAAUUCACACUUAUCAGCACCAAAUUCAGAUCUGUAAUAAAGUAAUUUAUGUCAUUGACUCCUUUGGCAACCAUAAGCUCUCGGAGAUCAACAAGGACAUAAUAACGCUGAUAUCUGAGCAUAACUAUCAUCACAGAAUGCCUAAGUAUGUCUUUUUCAUUACGAAAAAUGAUAUGUUCGGAGGCAUAGACCACACAGCUUUGCAAAAAUCGAUAGAGAUACCUCAGGAGUUAAAGGACAAGUACAUGUUCGUCUUGGGGAGCUCAGUGACUGGGCAGGGUAUCUUUGAAUCCAUUGCGUUCCUGUUGCUGGACAGAAGGCCAUCGCAGAAUGAAAACUCAGAUUUGAUAGUGCUGUGA